Cornus florida is the source of this 1095-nucleotide messenger RNA. RefSeq names its product GDSL esterase/lipase At5g45670-like. Gene Ontology annotation, molecular function: hydrolase activity, acting on ester bonds. NCBI's taxonomy places the organism in Eukaryota, Viridiplantae, Streptophyta, Magnoliopsida, Cornales, Cornaceae. The coding region runs from base 1 to 1095 and encodes 364 amino acids. The record is from RefSeq and is a predicted model, not a curated record. The transcript is spliced from 7 exons.
AUGGAGCACUUUCUAGACGACGAUGAUGUUGGCAAUGUUGAGAUUGAUGCUGAACUUCUAGGGUUCACCGAUCCCAUUCUACCCUUUGCAAAUGCAACAGGCACGAAUAUCCUCAGAGGCGUCAACUAUGCAUUCGGCGGAGGUGGAAUUCGUGAUGAGACUGGAAACAAGGUGGUUGGUCGGUUGAUCAGCAUGAAUGGGCAGUUAGCAAAUCAUCAAGUGACAUUGUCACGCAUUGCUACUUUACGAAGAAGCACAGUUGAUGAAGCUAAAGAAUACGUAGGCAACUGCAUAUAUAGUGUUGGAAUGGGUAGUAACGAUUACAUCGACAACUACUUGAUGCCACAAAUCUACCCAACAAGCACCCUUUUUACACCCGAUCAGUAUGCAGCAGCCCUUAUCAAACCGUACGAACGGCAACUAAGGACUUUGUACACAGCCGGAGCUAGAAAGGUUGCAUUGUUCGAAGGUGGUCUAAUAGGUUGCACUCCAGCAGAGAUAGCCACAUUUGGAACGAAUGGAUCUGCGUGUGCUGAUUUUAUUAACACCUACGUCACUCUUUUCAACACAAGACUCAAGACGCUUGUUGAUAGGCUCGACUAUGAUAUAACUGAUGCCAAAUUUAUCUACAUCAACACCACUCACAUUGACUCAGGGGAACCUUCGACUACCGCUCGAAAUAAGGUGUUUGACAAUGCUGAUUGGAGUCCCGUGGAGGAUUCAAAUAUGAUGGAGUUGUCAAAUGCAAUGUCGAUGCUGGAGAGUGUUGUGUUCCAGGAUUUGUCGGGGGCUGUUCUUCAGGCAGUAGUAAUAUUAAAACCUUUUCUGACCUCUUUGGCGUUGUUGGCGGAGGCGUCUUGCUUUAGAAGUGCAGUUGGUUGGGCUCGGUCCUUCAAUUUUCAGAAAGUGUGCUUUGAAUCGGAUGCUAAGCUAGUUGUAGACUUCUUGAUUGGUGCCGAUACCUUAAAUAAUCGUUCUCAUGAUUUUCAAUCUCUAAUGAUCGACGCCAAGAUAACAAGGUUGCUCAUGCUCUUGCUUCCUUACCAAAGGGAGGUGCAGAUUCGAAUUUGUUUCUCUCUCCUCUUCCUGCUUUGA